This is a messenger RNA of Mercurialis annua (annual mercury), 1310 nucleotides long. RefSeq lists its product as uncharacterized. The transcript is spliced from 6 exons. Bases 171 to 1052 code for a protein of 293 amino acids. The record is from RefSeq and is a predicted model, not a curated record. Lineage: Eukaryota; Viridiplantae; Streptophyta; Magnoliopsida; Malpighiales; Euphorbiaceae. Gene Ontology annotation, molecular function: phosphatidylinositol transfer activity.
CUCGAUUUCUUUUUAGUCCGGUUUUUAAUUGGGUGGUUUGUAACAGGAUUUCCGUGAAAGGGAACGGAGAAAAAGCAUAAAACUUUGAUCCUUUUAGCUUCUGAUAGACUGAUAAACUCCUUAAGAGUUAUUCUCCUACUUAGGCUGAAUUAGAGUGAGUUUUCAUCGCAAUGUUUCAUCGUUGGAGUAAUUCCCAUAAGGAUCACGAGGAUGAAGCUAUGCAGCAGAAGUCUAAGGUGAAUGAGCUUAGGAACGCAAUUGGACCCCUAUCUGGUCGCAGUUUACAAUAUUGCAAUGAUGCAUGUUUGAGAAGAUACCUGGAAGCCCGGAGUUGGAAUGUAGACAAGUCGAAGAAAAUGCUGCAGGAGACACUUAAGUGGAGAUCAACUUAUAAGCCUGAAGAAAUCCGUUGGCAUGAAGUUGCUAACGAAAGCGAGACUGGUAAACUGUAUAAAGCAAAUUUUUGCGACAGGCAAGGUAGGCCGGUACUUAUACUGAGGCCAGGAAUGCAGAAUACAAAAUCAAUGGACAAUCAGCUACGGCAUUUGGUGUAUAUUUUAGAGAAUGCUAUACUUAAUCUUCCAGAGGAUCAACAAGAAAUGUCAUGGUUGAUAGACUUCACUGGGUGGUCGAUAACCAACAGUGUGCCCGUUAAAACAGCUCGUGAAACUAUUAACAUACUACAAAACCAUUAUCCUGAGAGACUAGCUGUAUCGUUUCUCUACAAUCCACCUCGGAUUUUUGAAGCAUUUUGGAAGAUAGUCAAGUAUUUCUUGGAUACCAAAACAUUUCAGAAGGUGAAGUUUGUGUAUCCUAAAAAUGUAAGUAGCAUAGAGCUCAUGAGAUCAUAUUUCGAUGACGAGAAUCUUCCAAUUGAGUUAGGAGAAAAAGUCAUACUGAAGUAUGACCAUCAAGAGUUCUCAAAAUUUAUGGCUGAAGAUGAUUCCAAGACUAUCUCAUUCUGGGGAAUCGAUAACAAGCAACAUGCUACGAAUGAGCAUCACGGAGCUGAAGUUGUUCCGGAGCCAAUGUUGGUGCCUCCAGCUAUCUAAGCUUCCCACUGUCUGGCGGAGAGGUUUAACUUUUUAUAAUGAGAGCAAAUAUCAACUGUAGUAUGUAAUGCAUAUUUUCUUGAACAGAAGCCACCAAGUAGAUGGUAUCAAAAUCUUAAAGUUCACUAACAAUAUCUAUCAGCACUAUCCUAGCCAGAUGACAUAAAUCUAGCUUAUGUUUCGAACCCAACUUGUCUCUGAUAUUCGCUAUUUGGGUGAUUUUAGUGAUAUGAAUUAAUGCCAUCUCUCAUGAAUUCA